AUGUCUUUUUCUUCUUUUAUUCCCCCAUUUUAUCUCCCUUACUUUCUUUCUAUAGAACCCUACAACUGUCUCAUCAUUUUCAUGCCUUCCCCUUUUCUUUAUCUCUCUUUGACGACAAUGACAGACUUUCUCUCCUCCCUUUCAUUCCCCCGUUUUAUCUUUUUUUUUCUUGAAUUUUUCAUUGAAUUUCUUCCUUUAUUCAUCGCUUACAUUUUUCAUCAGGCUCCUAAUUCCUCCUCCUCCAUCUCCUCCUUCUCCAUCUCCCCUCCUCCUCCAUCUCCCCCUCCUCCUCCAUCUCCCCCUCCUCCUCCAUCUCUCUCUCCCUUUUUCUCUGUAAUUUCCUGUUUUAUUCUUCUCCACCUUUAUGUUUUUUAUCUAUCUAUCUAUCUCUCCUUCCAAAAAUAUUUUACUCACUGUUUCUAUUUUUCAACUUUACAUGCCCUAAUUCUUUUAACUACUUUUCUCAAUGUCUUCACCGUUGUCUUGGUUUAUCAAUCUGUUUAUCUGUCUCUCUCGGACUGUUCAUUAUCUAUCUAUCUAUCUAUCUAUCUAUCUAUCUAUCUAUCUUGGACUGUUCAUUAUCUAUCUAUCUAUCUAUCUAUCUAUCUAUCUAUCUAUCUAUCUAUCUAUCUUGAACUGUUCAUUAUCUAUCUAUCUAUCUAUCUAUCUAUCUUGGACUGUUCAUUAUCUAUCUAUCUAUCUAUCUAUCUAUCUAUCUAUCUAUCUAUCUAUCUAUCUUGGGCUGUUCAUUACCUAUUUAUCAGUUUGUGUCUCGGACAUUAUGUGUCUAUCUGUUUGUCUCUCACGGACUGUUCACUAUCUAUCUGUUUCUCUCGGACUGUUCAUUACCUACCUAUUUACCCGUCUAUCAUUCUUGGUCUAUUCAUUAUCUAUCUAUCUAUCUAUCUAUCUAUCUAUCUAUCGAACUAUUCAUUCUCUUUCUGUUUAUACCGUUCUCUACCUAUUGUCGAUUAUUCUGCUUCUCUCUUUAUCGGGCUGUACCGACCCAACACCACUCAUACUGACCACAUUUACUCGUCCUCUUUCUUCUUCUUCUUAUCAUCUACUGGCGACCUUUCUUAUGCUUGCUCUCCUUGUUUAAAUUUUCUAUCUAUCUAUCUAUCUAUCUAUCUAUCUAUCUAUCUAUCUAUCUAUCUAUCUCAGCCUGUUCAUAUCUAUCUAUCUAUCUAUCUCAUUAAAUUUCUAUCUCAUUAUUUUCCUAUCUAUCUAUCUAUCUAUCUAUCUAUCUAUCUCAUUAAAUUCCUAUCUCAUUAUUUUCCUAUCUAUCUAUCUAUCUAUCUAUCUAUCUAUCUAUCUAUCUAUCUAUCUAUCUAUCUAUCUCAGCCUGUUCAUAUCUAUCUAUCUAUCUAUCUAUCUAUCUAUCUCAUUAAAUUUCUAUCUCAUUAUUUUCCUAUCUAUCUAUAUAUCUAUCUAUCUAUCUAUCUCAUUAAAUUCCUAUCUCAUUAUUUUCCUAUCUAUCUAUCUAUCUAUCUAUCUAUCUAUCUAUCUAUCUAUCUAUCUAUCUAUCUAUCUCAGCCUGUUCAUAUCUAUCUAUCUAUCUAUCUAUCUAUCUAUCUAUCUAUCUAUCUAUCUAUCUAUCUAUCUAAGUAUAUUCUUUAUCUAUGUAUCUAUUCUCUGUUACUGACUCAUUUCAAGCAUUCUAUCUAUCUAUCUAUCUAUCUAUCUAUCUAUCUAUCUAUCUAUCUAUCUAUCUAUCUAUCUCAGUUUGUUCAUAUCUAUCACUCAAAAGAGACUUCUUCUUCUUUUUCUUCUUCUUCUUCUUCUUCUUCUUCUUCUUCUUCUUCUUCUCGUCCCUUUCUUGUCUUCUCUUCUUUUUGUUUUGCAUUUCUUACGCUGUUUUUUCCCCUUAUUUUCGUUUUUAUUCGUUUUUUUUAUCUCUCUUUUUCAUUCUUAUUUUACUCUUUCGUUCUCAUUUCUGUCUUUCUCCUUCGUUCUCAUUCCUGUCUUUCUCUCUUGUUCUUAUUCCUAUUUUUCCUUCUUGUUCUCAUUCCUAUUUUUCUCCCGCUUUUUCAUUCCUAUUUUCUCUCUCGUUCUCAUUCCUGUCUUACUCUCUCGUUCUCACUCCUUUUUAUCUCGCUUUUUCAUUUCUAUUUUUCCUUCACGUUCUCUUUCCUAUUUUUCUUUCCUGUUCUCAUUCUUAUUUUUCUCUCUCGAUAUUAUUCCUGUCUUUCUCUCCCUUUCUCAUUCCUGUCUUUCUCUCUCGUUUUUAUUCCUAUUUUCCUUCUCGUUCUCAUUCCUAUUUUUCUCCCGCUUUUUCAUUCCUAUUUUCUCUCUCGUUCUCAUUCCUAUCGUUCUCAUUCCUAUUUUUCUAUCUCGUUCUUUUCCUAUUUUUCUCUCUCGUUUUCAUUCCUAUUUUUCUCGCUUUUUCAUUCCUAUUUGUCAUUCUUAUUUUUCAUUCCUCUCUCUCUCUCUCUCUCUCUCUCGUUCUCAUUCCCGUUUUUCUUUCUCGUUCUCAUUCUUAUUUUUCUGUCUUGUUUUAACUCCUUUUUCUCUCUUUUGUUGCCAUUCCCUUUCUCUCUCUUUCUCUCUCGUUUUCCUUCCUAUUUUUUCUCCCUAGCACUGGUUUUCAUUCUCUUUCUCUCUCGCUUCCGUUGUCGUUCCUUUUUUUUUUCUAGCUCACGUUGUCAUUUUUUCUCUCUUACUUCCUCUCUCCGUUUUAUUAAUUAUUUCUACUUUUUUUCUCCCCUCCUGUUUCUUAACUUUUCUUUCUCCUCUCUUGUCUCGUUUUUUUUUUUCACCCUUUACUUUCUUUUCUUUUUGACUCUCUCUUUCUCUCCAUCGUUUCAUCAUUCUUUUUUUUUUAUUUAUUUCGUCGUCCUUUUCUUUUUCAUUUUCUAUUUCCGUCUUUCUUUCACUUUUCUCUUUCUCACUCUUUUCUAUCACUUUAUCUCUCCUUCUCUCCUUUUCUCUCUUCCUCUUUUCCUCUCAGCCUCUUCUUGCAUACAUUCUCUCUCUUUUUUUUCUCUUUUUGUUUCUCUAUCUCUUUACCUUUUCUUUUUUCACGUGCUUUUCUCCUACCCUUUUUCUUCUUUCUCUCUCUCUUUGUUUUCCCACCUCCUCCCCACCCUUAGUUUAUUCGUGUCCCUCUCACUCUUUUCUUUCUUCUUCUACUUUAUUUUAAUGACAUGCUUUUCUCCUCCCCCCUUUAUUUCUCUUUCUCUCACUCUUUUUGUUUUCUUUUCUCCACCCCCUUCCUGGUUUCUUCGUGUUCCUCUCACUCUUACUUUCCAUGCCUUUUCAGUUUUUCUUUUCAUUUCUGUUACUCCCACUCUUCUUUAUUUUUCAUUCUCUUUCUACUCCUUCCUUUCCCCCAACUCAUCCCAGUCGCCUUUCGUUCGACCUGCCCCUCACAGAACUCACCCAAAAGCGUCUUGUCGGUUUUUAAGUAGAGUAACCGAUUACUUCAAUUAUCAUCGAUUCAUUUCGCUUUGUUGGAGCGAUACCUUCAGCUGUCUCUCUUUUUCGUCGGUGGAUGGUAAGAAGAAGUAA
Acanthosepion pharaonis is the source of this 3510-nucleotide messenger RNA. The record is from the annotation of a GenBank genome assembly. Lineage: Eukaryota; Metazoa; Mollusca; Cephalopoda; Sepiida; Sepiidae.